Molecule: messenger RNA, 546 nt
Organism: Cimex lectularius (bed bug)
Lineage: Eukaryota; Metazoa; Arthropoda; Insecta; Hemiptera; Cimicidae
Exons: 3
Coding region: 36-464 (142 amino acids)
Source: RefSeq, a predicted model, not a curated record
CGCUAAUCAACUAUAUAAGCCAGUAUGGGAGUGAAAUGGGGCGUCAUUUACGAAAUAGUGAACGCCCCGGAAACAUGCACGCUGUGUUUUGGAUGAUCGUUUUUACAGCGAUUAUCUUGAAUGUCGCUGCUGAAAAAGAAAAAAUGGAGAAGUCGACAGUGGACAGUGCCCGCGAUGUGCAAAACAAGUCAGCACACCCCAGACGCACUAACUUUGAAGGGAAGAUCGAAAAAGUCCCUAAGCCCAAGUCGCAUCCUGGGCUUUCCUACAGCGACAUGAAGCAGGCAGAUUCCGUCGGGAUCGGCUUCUACGGAGUGCCUGUCGCCUACCAAACCGCAUAUCCGACUUAUUAUCCGGCAUAUUAUCCCCGUUAUUACAGGAGGCCUUAUUUUGGUUACGGUUUCAGACCAGUUAGCGUUGGCUAUUGGGCUUACAGUGCUUGGCCGGCGUACAGAAGUGGCUGAUGGUUUCUCUUUAUUAUCGCUCUUAAAUAUUUGAAUAAUCGCUAAAAUUAACUUAUUGUUUUUUUUUAAUUUCUGCUUUGUA